GGGGGGCGGGGAUGUGAGCAUGGGUGACCUUGUGAAGGUACUAGCCCACUGGGGACACGAUUAGCAAACCUGAGACCUCUGCAAAUAUCUGGCUUCCUCCGGCAUUCCUCCCGAGGCUUCUGGCUGUCUCGUGCCUACCUCACCCAGUACCCUUUAGGCUCGCUCCGCCACACAAAGCCCGAUCCGCCUAUCUCCUCUUCGCAAACCCCGAGAACUUCAUUCCGCACGUUGAAACUCGUCGGUGGCGGUGGCGGGUAGGACUGGGCAUGCUCAGUGGCGGGGACAGGUCUGGGAGGCGAGGAAGCCGCAUUUGAAGUGGCUCGGCCUUGGGAUGAGGGGGAGGCGGGCUCCCGGGACGGGGUCCGCGGAGGUUCCCGCAGCGGCGCGCGAUGCCGACACGCUGCGGGCGGGAGCAGCAAGCCCGGCGCGCGGGGCCCAGCUUGCCGAAGACGUGGGGACGCCGACCGGAGGAGGGGAGGAGCACCGGGCCCGCCAGCCCCCAGCCGCGGCGCCGCGGCUGCGGGAGAGCAAGCCCAAGGGUGGAUCGGAAGACCGGAGGACAGCCGAUCGUGACCUCCAGCGAGGCUGCCUGAGCCGGAGCCCGCGCACCGCCCCGCCGGUCCCGGGCAUGGGCGACCGCGGCGCGCCGCACGAGCGCGCGGCCCUGCAGUCCCCGGGGGCCCCUGAGGGCGCCGCGGCCGCCGUGAACGGGUUGCUGCACAACGGUUUCCACCCACCGGCCGCCUGCAGCCGCGACCCGCCGCCCCCACGCUUCCAGCUCCCGUCCGAGCUGCAGCCGCAGCUGCAGCCGCAACCGCAGCCACUGUUCGCCCAGCAUGAUUCCCCGGCCAAGAAAUGCCGGCUGCGGAGGAGGAUGGACUCCGGGAGGAAGAACAGGCCGCCAUUCCCCUGGUUUGGCAUGGAUAUUGGUGGAACCCUGGUUAAGUUGGUUUACUUUGAACCGAAGGACAUCACGGCAGAAGAAGAACAGGAAGAAGUGGAGAACCUGAAGAGCAUCCGGAAGUAUUUGACUUCUAACACUGCCUAUGGCAAAACUGGGAUCCGAGACGUCCAUCUGGAACUGAAAAACCUGACCAUGUGUGGGCGCAAAGGGAACCUGCACUUCAUCCGCUUCCCCACCUGCGCCAUGCACAUGUUCAUCCAGAUGGGCAGCGAGAAGAACUUCUCCAGCCUCCACACCACCCUCUGUGCCACGGGAGGCGGGGCUUUCAAGUUUGAGGAGGACUUCAGAAUGAUUGCGGACCUGCAGCUGCAUAAACUGGACGAACUGGACUGUUUGAUUCAGGGUCUGCUUUAUGUCGACUCGGUUGGCUUCAACGGCAAGCCGGAAUGUUACUACUUCGAAAACCCCACAAAUCCCGAGUUGUGUCAAAAAAAGCCAUACUGUUUGGAUAACCCGUACCCUAUGUUGCUGGUUAACAUGGGCUCAGGUGUCAGCAUCCUGGCAGUGUACUCCAAGGACAACUACAAACGAGUGACGGGGACCAGUCUUGGAGGUGGGACAUUCCUAGGCCUAUGUUGCUUGCUGACUGGUUGUGAGACCUUUGAAGAAGCUCUGGACAUGGCCGCUAAAGGCGACAGCACCAAUGUCGAUAAGCUGGUGAAGGACAUUUACGGAGGAGACUAUGAACGAUUUGGCCUUCAAGGAUCUGCCGUAGCAUCAAGCUUUGGCAACAUGAUGAGCAAAGAAAAGAGAGAGUCCAUCAGCAAAGAAGACCUCGCCCGGGCCACCCUGGUCACCAUCACCAACAACAUUGGCUCCAUUGCUCGGAUGUGUGCACUGAAUGAGAAUAUCGACAGAGUUGUAUUUGUUGGGAACUUUCUCAGAAUCAAUAUGGUCUCAAUGAAACUGUUAGCAUAUGCCAUGGACUUUUGGUCUAAAGGACAGCUGAAAGCACUGUUUCUGGAACAUGAGGGUUAUUUUGGAGCUGUUGGGGCCUUGUUAGAACUGUUCAAAAUGACUGACACACAGUAGAGGAGCAGCCCCUGGUGAGGACAGAGGACUGCCUGGUAAUGCCAGAGAAGGUGAUCUCGGUGGGGCCGGAACCAAGCCGCUGCGGUGGAUGAGCCUGCUGUAUUUGUAAAUAACUUAAAAUCCUAGACCUUUUGCUCUUAGGUUUCAAACUUAUGAUACAAAAUGGGGAAUAUAAGGAUUUUUUUCUGUAUACUGUAUUUUUAAAAAAAAAAAAAAAAAGAAAGAAAGAAAUUGUGCAGCGUGGCCAAACCUUACCAAUUUCAUGCAUUAACUUUAAAAAGUUAUAUGACGUUCAAGAGAGGCCUGAAAAUGAAAGCGCUGUCCAUUUUUCUUCUGGGGUUUACUGAUCAGUGUGGUAAUUUUAACUUCCUUUAGUAAUUACUCUAGGAGAUUUUGCCUUUACUUAUAUUUUUUCAUGACGUUUCAUGAUUUGCUGUUGGUUUCAAAUGAAACUACGAAUCUGGCAUGUUGCACUGUGAACACCUUGGUCUCGCUGUCCUUUUUAGAUCCUUUCUGUUGCAAUGUCUUAGGACAAAAAAAGAAAAAAGGAUCCCCCCCUCCCUUCGUUUUUGUCCCUUGUGAUUUCUCUCUUCUCUGUCUAUGCCUUCCUCAUUGUAAUUGCUCGUGUCCAUCCAGGUGCUGACCAACUCAACACAAAGUUCACAUAUCUGCACUUCUAAACAUUUGUGUGACCAUGUGAGAGGACUUUAAAGGAAGGGGUUAAUGAAAGUGGCAAACACUGAGCAUUAUAUGCAAUUUUAUCUUUGUCUUCUUACCCCCUCUCAUCACUGUCAUAUCCCACUGGAUUUACUUUACACUACGCUGUAACAGCCUGCGAUGACAAGUCCUUAUUUGCAUAUGCGGUAUGAAGGGCAGCAAACCCCUGUGUAAAUUUGGAGGGGCUCCCAUAGCUGAUCUGAUCACACCCGACUUAGUGCAAAAGUCCUGGGUUGAGAUGUCAGUUAGAAAUAAUGGUCUGUUUUAUACAUGUUUAUACCUAAGAAGGGUAUAACAAAGCAUCCUAAGUAAUAAGGUUGAAGAUUGUGUUUGUUUGUUUUUUUAAUGUCUGUUUUAGUAUUUAAACUGAGAUCGGUACUUUAUUUCACUUCUAAAACUUAAAUAUAAUUUAUGAUACACUCACACAUAUGGACAUUUCAUUCUGAGAGGUUUUUGUUAAGUUGGAUGGGUCACUUUCAAAUGAGGAUGUUGUUGUAUACACGCUGUAACAGGAGAUCUACUGAUCUUUUGGAUUGAGGAUGCCCUUCCAAGGGCUUUUUGAAAGGCUACUCCUUGGUCGGGUCUUCACCUCUCUACCUUGUGCAGACCCGCCUUUCAUUUCCAUAUCCUUGAGAAGCUGAUGCUAAUGGAAGAAUUCACGUGUCUGGUUUAAAUAAAGCCCGUUUGUGUUGGGAUGUUUUCAGUGUAUACGUUAUUUCUAUUUCUUAUACCUCGUCUGUAUAUUUAUCUGCUUUAUAUGUAAAGUGCCUGUAUGUUGAUGUUGUAGUCACUGCUACUGUUUGUCUUUCUGCUGUAUAGCUCUAACAGGAGACUUUCCCACAAGUGUGGGAGGGUCCAGACUGAGUCUCCAGCUGUGACAAGGAUUUCUAGAAAUUUCCUCUAUUGCUCUUAUAUUAUUGACUGCUUAAUGCCAAAAUACCACUGUGAUUUUUGGUGAUUCUGAACCAGUUUCAAUUUUUUCUCAUCACAAAUACACUUUGUCAACUUCUGCUUAGCUUUAAAACAUCCAUUCAACUACGGUCUUUUCGAAAGACAUUAUCUCUGUAUUAUCUACCCUAGUGCCUUUUAAAGGUCUCUCCUCCCUUCUUUAGUCUUUCAGGGGACAGCAGACCUGAGACCUGAAGGUCAUGGUCCUGCAAAGGAAACCAGGGCAAGUAACUGUGCCUAUAUAUUUAUUAAUUAUCUGAAAUCACUUGGUCUUUCUCUACCAACAUCCAAAAUGUUGGAGCUGGGUGUGAUGGUGCACAUUUGUAAUCCCAGCACAAAGGAGGCUAGGAUAAGAGAAUCAAUGUGAGUUCAGAGCCAGCCUGGGCUACAUGGGGUUCCAGGCUAGUCUUCAUAUGCACUCAAGGCCAUCCCCAUCCCACUCCAUUUAUUUCUUUCUCCUUCCGCCCAUCUCUGUUUCUCAGUCUGUUCCUCCCUUUCUCUCUCUCUCUCU
Molecule: messenger RNA, 4172 nt
Organism: Apodemus sylvaticus (European woodmouse)
Lineage: Eukaryota; Metazoa; Chordata; Mammalia; Rodentia; Muridae
Gene: Pank1
Product: pantothenate kinase 1
Exons: 7
Coding region: 332-1996 (554 amino acids)
Biological process (GO): coenzyme A biosynthetic process
Cellular component (GO): cytosol; nucleus
Molecular function (GO): pantothenate kinase activity; ATP binding
Source: RefSeq, a predicted model, not a curated record